GCCAGACAACUACCGGAAGUGAUGCGGUUUGCUCUAUAAAGCAAAUUCGUCUGUGCGACAGUGUAAUAGGGACACUUUUGGUUUAGUUCGUAAAUACAGGCAGUAUUUUGAUUAUAAGUAGUUGUUUUCCGUUUUAAUUUCAACCUUGCUCCCCAAUAUUCUUCCAUUAAUUUUAACGGACGAGUGUCCGCGCAGUUUUUAUUACGAAGGUUGAUACCGGAAGUCAUUAGGUUUGUUCAUGCUAGCUUGACAGAAGACUGGAAAGCGACCAGAUGGAAUUCUGCACUGGCUUCUUAACAGAUUCCACACAUUUUAAAUUGUAUCGCACACAUUUUUAGCUGACUUUCCUUCUAACAACCAGUCCUGGCGUGACAACAAAAGCCUAUCUGGGAGGCUCGGCUGCGCUGUGAACCGGGACAGAAGCGGUCAAGACAUUUGGAUACCCUGCCAAACAUCUUCCCACUGUCCCAAGGCGAGUGUGUGUCCAUCAUGCCGCUGUUUGGUAAAUCCCACAAGAGUCCAGCGGAUAUCGUCAGGACCCUGAAGGAAAACCUGGCCAUCCUGGUCAAACAGGAUAAGAAGACAGACAAGGCGUCUGAGGAGGUGUCAAAGUGUUUGGUGUCCAUGAAGGAGAUUCUGUACGGUAGCAACGAUAAGGAGCCUCACACUGAGACGGUGGCCCAGCUGGCCCAGGAGCUGUACAACAGUGGCCUGCUGAUAUCUCUGGUAGAAAACCUGCAGGUCAUAGACUUUGAGGGUAAGAAGGAUGUGUGUCAGAUCUUCAACAACAUCCUUAGGAGGCAGAUCGGGACGAGGAGCCCCACCGUUGAAUAUUUCGGUUCCCACCAAGAGGUCCUCUUUAUACUGCUGAAAGGGUACGAGACACCCCAGGUAGCGUUGAAUUGUGGGAUCAUGCUGAGGGAAUGCAUCCGCCACGAGCCCCUCGCCAAAAUAGUUCUUCAUUCGGAUCAUUUCCAAAGCUUCUUCAAGUACGUGGAGAUGUCCACCUUCGACAUCGCCUCUGACGCCUUCGCCACCUUCAAGGAUCUUCUGACAAGGCACAAAGUGCUUGUGGCUGAAUACCUCGAACAGAACUACGACGCUGUGUUUGCAGACUACGAGAAGCUGCUGCACUCUGAGAACUACGUCACCAAGAGGCAGUCCCUAAAGCUCUUGGGCGAGCUGUUAUUGGACAGACAUAACUUCACGGUGAUGACGCGCUACAUCAGCAAGCCUGAGAAUCUCAAGCUGAUGAUGAAUCUGCUACGAGACAAGAGCCCCAACAUCCAGUUUGAGGCCUUCCAUGUCUUCAAGGUUUUUGUAGCGAACCCCAACAAGACGCAGCCCAUCAUCGACAUCCUGCUCAAGAACCAGACCAAACUAAUCGAGUUCUUGAGCAACUUCCAGAAGGAUCGCACAGAUGACGAGCAGUUCAACGACGAAAAGACGUACCUAAUCAAACAGAUCAGAGAUCUGAAGAAACCGCCGUCCUAGAGAAGCAUCCCUCCUCUGUCCUUUACCCCAACUUUGUAUCAAUAGGAAGACAUACAGUAGAACAAAAACCCACAUUAACAAUAACGGUUAUUCUAUUUAAAUCUUCAAGACGUUAUUUGUCUUUUUUCUCUUUGUUGGUUCAUUUGAAACUUGUUUUUCUUUCAUCUGUAGCAUGUAGUGCCACAACUCAUGGUGUUGGAGGCAGCAGAUUUGCUGUUGGGAGAACCAGCAAACGGUUCAAAAGCUUCAGACAAAAUGCUCGGACAAAACAGACAUGACAAUUUUUUUUUAAUGCUAUUACAGUCAACUACUGUUAUUCUCUGCACUCAAGUUGAUUUUUUUUUAUCUAAAUGAAGUAGCUGCAAAACAAAAUGUAUAAUCACGAAUUAAUGCUUUUGUUUUUUAACAGGGUCAAUGUGUCUGGUCGUCAUCGCUGAAAGCUUUGUUAGCCAAAUGGCAACAGUAAUUCUCAGUUGCCUUCUGCUUGCCAAACGUCUCUUUCCUAUUGUAACUGCCAAAGCCAACGAUGGAUCAUGUGUUGUCCCUCUAAAACUAAAAAGCAUCAUCAGACUUAAAUACUAACGGAUUUUUAGCAUUGCCAAGUCAACAAGGAAAAAAGGCUGAAGCAGUUCUCUGAAAUUGAGAACACACUACAGGAUAUAUAAAGGCUGAUUUGUCUACGAUAAUAACAUUCAAAGAUCCCAAAGAUUUGGCACUUUAGUAAGUCUAAGAGAGAAUAGAGGUGUUUUAGUCACUGUUGACCAAAAAUCGCCAACAGAAAAUAACAAUUGUAGGAAUAUUUGAAUUCUUUAAAAUGAAGGGCCUUCUUAAUUGAACAUUGAGCUGCUAUCGGUACGGUAAGCUUCAAACAUUUUGAUCAGUGGUUCUCUUUGCCGGUGGCUGAUAGCACUUUCUGUAUGAUAAUAUGAUUUUUUUGUGUGUGAUACUUAAGCUGAUCACUGUUUUCACAAUUGCUUGAGGAUCAUUUUUCAUAUAUAUAUAUAUAUAUAUAUAUAUAUAUAUAUAUAUAUAUGUUUCAUUUCUUGUCAUGUACAGUUUAGGGUUUGUACACCUGAAGUGAGUGCCAUUGUGAGUGAAAACAUUGAACAUUAACAGGAGGCACUUUGCUGUGUGGAGGAGAGCAGCUGUAAAGAUGGCUGUUUGGGUUUCACUCCUUUUCUUUCUGUGUUGUAUGUAACAAGUGUUUUGCUCUGAUUUGGAUCUGAUGUUAGAAACAGGUGAGAAGAUUCAGAGGUGCCUUUAUGGUUUGGUGUGUUGUCCCUUGUUUUUUUGUAUUUUCAGUAUCUUUCCAGGGGGAGCUUAAUUAUUAUGUUAAUGAGAAUAUGCUCUGGAUAGAACAUAUUUGUUGGGAUUAAGCAGUGAACCUCUUAAUUCUCUCUAUUUAAAUUACACUGUCAAAGAAACAUUUUAAACUUUUUUUGCAGCUGAUUGGCUGUCAUUGUGUACGGACUAGGGUCUCAGCUUCACUUUGAGUUUCAAUGUGCAAAUUACAAACUGCGUCGGCUACAAACUCAGCGGGAGACUUGUCGCAGAGGCCAAAGUUGUAACUGUGAAAAAUCCACAUGUAGUUAAAGGACCAUAGAAUUACAGAAAAUUACAUUGGCACUUAUGUCAGUAAAUUUCUGUCGAUGUUUGAUGUGCGCCUAUUAGGUUACUUUGAGCUCCUACAGAUGUUUUAUGUUUAAUGUAGUCGUGAUGAAUGACAAUUACAAGCCUCUUAACUUAGGACACUCUAAACUGUGUUACAAACAUUUAAAGACUAAUGUCUACCUGCCACUUAACAUUAAAAAGGCAGUAGUAGAGUGCAGUUGGUCGUAAACCUGUGAAUUGUCAUUCUAUUCUUUUCAUCUGAAGUAGAAGAAUAAAAACAAUAGUUCUCCAUAUUUUGUCUUCUGGGCUAAAAAUAAAAAUGCAUUUUUUUAAUGCUAUAAGCUGUGACAUAUCAUACUUUAUCAGAAUACAACAUGAGAUGCAAAAGUAGGCCAACCAGCUUAACAUCUGACUUGAGCCAAACUCAACUACGUCUUUGCUUUUUAACUAAAACAAUGAGCAACUUUGGUCCCAGCAGAACUCCACAUCAUCUUCCCAGUGUCUUCUCUGGAAGUAGCCCCCUUCAUUUCCACAUUGAUGCUAUUGUACCACAUUCACAACAAAUAAAAGGAUGGGAAUACAUGC
This is a messenger RNA of Sander lucioperca (pikeperch), 3690 nucleotides long. It is a transcript of the gene cab39l, whose product is annotated as calcium binding protein 39-like. NCBI's taxonomy places the organism in Eukaryota, Metazoa, Chordata, Actinopteri, Perciformes, Percidae. Gene Ontology annotation, molecular function: protein serine/threonine kinase activator activity. Gene Ontology annotation, biological process: intracellular signal transduction. The record is from RefSeq and is a predicted model, not a curated record. Bases 490 to 1494 code for a protein of 334 amino acids. The transcript is spliced from 9 exons.